UUAUGCCAAACUACGUCCAGUCAGCAGCCUGGUACAUUACUAGGGAGAGCGACCAGACCGAUGCUGGCUUUUGUUCUUUUGCGAACUGUCAGCUUUACCGUCUGCUUACUUAAUCUUCGGUGUGUUUUUUCCUCCUUUUCUGUACGUUAUUUUUCAUAAUCUAGUUGCUCCGUGAGUUUUAGUUUUAUAUAUCGCUCUCUCGAUCUCCAUUUCACUCUAAACAGUACCGUUUGCAGCACACUCCCUUUUAACUACUUGUUAGUGUCCGAUGAACUAGUGUCUUCCCGUCUUUUCCGUCCUGGUACUCCUUUUCUCUCCUUUUUUAAUGACAAGGCGUUAACUGGACCAAGAUAGGCGGCUCGGGCGCUAAGAUGUCGAAUCGAGCGGUGUGCAGAGAAGCGAGUCACGCCGGCAGCUGGUACACCGCCGCAGGGUCCCAGCUGAAUGCACAACUAGAAGGCUGGCUUUCUCAAGUGCAAUCCACGAUAAAGCCCGCCAGAGCAAUCAUUGCACCCCACGCUGGUUAUACCUAUUGUGGUUCUUGUGCAGCCUUUGCCUACAAACAGGUGGAUCCUUCUGUCACGCAGAGGGUGUUCAUCCUGGGACCCUCGCACCACGUCCCUCUGUCCCGAUGUGCACUUUCCCCCGCUGAGAUCUACAGGACGCCGCUGUACGACCUGAAGAUCGAUCAGAAAGUUUAUGCCGACCUCUGGAAAACGGGGAUGUUCGAAAGGAUGAGUCUGCAGACGGACGAGGACGAGCACAGCAUUGAGAUGCACCUGCCUUAUACCGCGAAAGCCAUGGAGAGCCAUAAAGACGAGUUUGCCAUCGUCCCCGUGCUCGUGGGCGCCCUUAGCGAGUCUAAAGAGCAGGAGUAUGGGAAGCUGCUCAGUAAAUACCUGGCCGACCCAUCCAACCUCUUCGUGAUCUCGUCGGAUUUCUGUCACUGGGGGCAGCGGUUCCGCUACACGUAUUACGACGAGUCCCAGGGUGAAAUCUACAGAUCCAUCGAGCACCUUGACAAAAUGGGCAUGAGCAUCAUAGAACAGCUGGACCCUAUAUCAUUUACUAACUACUUGAAGAAGUACCACAACACUAUAUGUGGGCGUCACCCUAUCGGAGUGCUGCUAAAUGCUGUGGCUGAGCUGAAGAAGACUGGUAUGGACAUGAAGUUCUCUUUCCUGAACUACGCCCAGUCCAGCCAGUGCAGGAACUGGCAGGACAGCUCCGUGAGCUACGCUGCAGGCGCCCUCAUAGUCUAUUGAGAAUCCGACACCCCCUCCCCCCCUUUCCUUGGGGAGAAGUAGCAGCUCUGGUCCCCAGUCCCCUAUCCAUGGCCUUUACCAACAUCCCACCACCCAACCGUUCAGAUUGAAGCCCUGGGGCAUCAUGAGUUUUAGCUGAGGAUGAUCGAUAGCCUUGACUUUGGGUUUUGCGUUUGACAUUCUGAAGGCAAUACGGAUGGUGGGGGGGGGAGGGGAGGUUAAUCAUGGAGUCUUUCAGCCUCCAUGCUGCCAAUGUUCUCUUGAAUAAGAAAAAAAAAUUAAAAAUACGUUUCCUUUAUAUUUGCACUCCUGUUCUCAGAACUGUGCAGUCAUAUUUUUUCGAGAGCAAAGCUCUUUUUAGGUUUUAGUGGAUGUUAACAGAACAGUUAAAAAGGCUUGAACAGACAAUACCGGACAGGAAAGUGAAACACCUUCACGAUACAGUAGAAGCCAAUGAAAAGUGGUAAAGGUAGCUAUCGCCAACGUUGUACAACAGACCCACUGUUGCAGUCGCUUUACUAAGGGCUACAAGCAACCAAGUCUGGUAUUCUGCUGUACGAUUGAUACCAAAUACAAAAACUCCUGUUUUUAGACAUGAAGUUCCUUUUUGUUAUGGGUGAUAUAUAUAUAUAUAUAUAUAUAUAUAUAUAUUUUUUGUUUCAUUACCUGUUAUGUAUUUCAUCCCCCAUUGAUAUGUUACAUUUUUAGGUCUAAUGUUUUGACCCUAUAGCAGUUAGUAGCAUAUUUUAGCACUUGCAUUAUUAUUAUUUUUCUAUUAAAAUGAGCCUAUAGUAGUUUUCAUCACCUGACUAUGAAAUUAGCUUUGGGUUGAGUGUACAAUGCAGAUGGCAGGCUUUGCUAAGGAGUUUUAAUAGUUUUAAGAGGUACCCUUUCACUUUGAAGCAACACUGACCUUAUCAUUGACACCGCGUAUAUCCUUGAGGUGCUAAGCUUAAAGUGAGCGAGGUGCCAUUGUUGUAGAUAUUUUGUUUCUAACCCAAUGGAUGUACCUUCUCCUCGAUUUGUCUGUUGAUGUUCAUGUGAAAAGCAAAACUCUCAUUAAUUGGAUACUGACUGGCGGAACAGUUGUGCCUUGAGUUAUUUGGAAAAAUUUCAGCCCUCUCUAAAUACUUCCAUGGUCAGAAAAUAUUUUCCCCUUAUAUAUGCCAUGCUUUGCCUCCCAGUCGCUCUUUCCCAUCUUACUCCUGACCUGCACUUGGCAGUAUGAUUUUUAGGCUCUCCGUUUUUUAGGACUCCUGUCAUUGUUCUUUCCUCAGUCUUGGCUCUGAUGAGAACAUGUGUCCGCUGUACCAGUUAAAAAGCUGGCCAGUUUUGUCUUUCACACAGUACCUGUUGCUGAAGGUUCAUGGGAGUUAUACUUGCACAAUGAAAAGUGAUUGGUUCAAUCUGAACCAUUUGGAUUGUAGAGGAGGUUUAUCUAAGAGGCUAGAGGAGACUGAACCAAGACGUCUGAUUGGUUCUCCCUGAUCCAGAUUGUAGGCAGAACCAACCAAUCACUUUUCAUUGUGUUCUCAGAAUAUUUUUGUGUAAGUUAAACUCCCACAAGUCUGCUGAAGAGCCCCUCGUUCUGUUUUCAUGUGUUUUUGCUUUCACCAUGUUUAAGUGCAGUGGAUAUGACGGUCGGCAGUUAAAAGUACAGGGCAUGUUUGUAUGUGAAACUGAAGGACUCCUCUUUGGGGUUUGUUUAUGAUCUCAGGUUUCAUUGACUGAGCACCCAGUAGGCUCUCCAGAGAGUAUCAUUAGGUCAUUACAAUCAAAAUGUUUAAGAGUAAAAUGCUGAAACGUG
Molecule: messenger RNA, 3072 nt
Organism: Brienomyrus brachyistius
Lineage: Eukaryota; Metazoa; Chordata; Actinopteri; Osteoglossiformes; Mormyridae
Product: protein MEMO1
Exons: 9
Coding region: 372-1265 (297 amino acids)
Source: RefSeq, a predicted model, not a curated record